This is a messenger RNA of Oryza sativa Japonica Group (Japanese rice), 1591 nucleotides long. RefSeq lists its product as uncharacterized. The record is from RefSeq and is a predicted model, not a curated record. Lineage: Eukaryota; Viridiplantae; Streptophyta; Magnoliopsida; Poales; Poaceae.
GGAUCUGUUAUCCUUCGCUUGUCCAUGGACAUGGCUGCCCCGACUGUUCCCUACAGGACCACGGCUCCUCCCCUUCCAGAGUCCGACGGCCAUGAAGACGGCUCAUCAGGGGGCAUGGUCCUCCUCGACAGGUGGUGCCUCAUCGCUGACCUGCCCAACGCCAGCACCGGCGUGGGCACCACGAGCACCGGCUUGCGCAUCCAGGCGACCUUCCACCCCGCCCGCCCGCCGCUUCUCUCCCGCUUCUGCGUCCACUGCCCCGGCCUCGACUUCCGCCGCGUGGUGCCUAAGAUCAUCGCCUCCGACGCCGAUCUCGUCCUCCUCUGCGUCCCCGUCAACCCCGACAGCAUCGCCAACGCACGAGGUUUGGACUACUUUGUCUACAGGCCGCGCGCCCAUCGGCUAGAUCUGCUCCCGAACCCGCACCCCGUGUACCUCCACGACUCUAUGACUGCCCUCCUCAGCCGCCAAGACGGCGCCUGGUAUGCAGUCGCCGCCCUGGGUCUUGGCCCCCCGGUGUACAAAGGCGGUGCGCCCGUUAGCUGGGAUUUCUACCUCCACCUCUACAGAUCCACCUCCAGUUCCAAAGGUUGGACCUCCAAGCGGUUAUCGGUGACCGAGUUCAUCAGAGACAAGUUUAUCCCUAUACCUGCCUCUGUCGACAGGCUGUACCACGAGACAGGGAAGACCAUCACGGUCGGCGGCGAGGGUGGCACCGUCGCCUGGGUGGACCUCUGGCGUGGCAUCUUCCUCUGCGACGUGCUCGAUGAGUUCCCUGCGCUCCGGGACAUCCCUCUGCCGUGCCCAGCGAGGAGCAACAGGGAUCUCUUCCUGAUACAAUAUGACCCCAGCUAUUUCCGGGAUGUGACCAUCAGCCGAAACAGAGACUCUAUCAAGUAUAUUGAGAUGGAAAUGUGGUCACCAAAAGAGCCGAUGAAUACCACCAGCACUCCUGUUUCUUAUGUGGAUUGCGUGCUCAAUAACACAAGGAAAUCCCAGGUAAUCCGUGACGACUGGAAGGCCACAACAUGGAGCAUGCCAAUGCCGGUGAUUGGUUCUUCGUGCGAGCACUGGCACCGUGACUGUGAGGUUGGUGUUAAAGACAUCACCUUGGGUGCCAGCAACCCAUGUCGUUCUAACUUGAGCUUCAGCGAGAUCGUGGAAAUGUUCAAGGAACUUCCAAUGGUAAACCCCACCAUAAGCAUGGAUGAUGAUGUUGUUUUCUUGCUUUCUAGAACCAGUCCCAGUCCCAUGGACAAGUUGCAUUUGGUGUUUGCUAUUGAUGUGAGGAAGAGGACGCUGCAAGGAUUAACCAAGCUUGAUGUCCAGCCGCAGAACUCCGUUUGCAUGGUCACCUUAUGCACCAGUGAGAUUUGCAGGUAUCUGAGGAAUAUUACAGUCACAGGCGAAGCACUUAAUGAACUGGAAAUUAGCUCUUAAAUUGGCCAGGACAAAGAAGCGUGUCAGAUGAUGCAACUUGAGCUUGUUGAUUUAUGAAAAUUGGCCGUGUUUAGUUUCACGCCCAAUUUUUUUUAUACGGACACACAUUUGAAAUAUUAAACGUAGUCUAAUAAUAAAACAAAUUACAUAA